AAUCCCUCCUGCACGGGGUGGCAGACAGAACCGCGCUCCGGGGCUGGGCUGGAAUUAACCUGUCGCUGCUGCCCAGGUGAGAAGAGCUGAGCCUGCCUGGCCAGUCCCUGCUGGGCGCCAGGGAAGAGACGCGGAGUCAGGAUAAUUCAGCACCCGGAGCUGGUUUGGUCGGUGCCUGCUGAGGCUUGGGAGGGAUAAAAGCAGCAACCAAGAGAGCUUUGGAACAGCUCCUUUGAAACCUGCUCAGACCCAGCCUGGCUGGUCGGUAUUUUGGCAAAACUCCCCAGCAAAGGAUAUUGCAAAGGGGGGUUCCCAGAUCACCCCACGUAGCCAAACCGCGCCUGAGCCGUAACUGAGGGAGCUGGUUUGAAACUGCCCUUUGGAAGGGCCCUGCCAGACCCAGUGGGAACAGGCCGUAGUGAUUGCUGGCUGCAGAAAGGGGGUUCAAGUGACCAUGUCUCCACUUUCGGAGCCCACACGUCUGUCGGAGAGAGAAGAGAUGGCAAAUGUGUCACAUCCUGAUGAGGGGAUGCAGCCGGAUCCACUCCCGGACUCCAAGGAAACCCAAAGGGAACAAAAUGGGGAGACUCAUGUUGUGUCCAUCCCAGCACAGAGCGGAAGGAGACGCCCGACGGGUGUUGCAGGUUUGCUGGCUGGAACACAGAUAUGUGACCCGGUUCUCUGUGGCUCGCUGUGCGUCCUCGUCCUCUUCAGCCUCACCCUCAUUAUCAUCUUCACCGUCACGGCUCAGUCACGAAAGACAAGUGAGCCCUGCCCAGCUGGUGCUGCCUGCUCAGGGGCCAUCUGCCCCAACAGCUGGGUCGGAUACCAGGGGAAGUGUUACUAUUUCUCCAAGGGUGAAGGGAACUGGACCGACAGCCAGAGCAACUGCUCUGCCCUGAAUGCCUCCCUGGUGGGGAUUGACAGCACCCAGGAACUGGAGUUCAUGAAGCGCAAUAGAGAAUCCUACGAUCACUGGAUCGGCCUAUGGAAGAGCCCUGGCCAGUCCUGGGAAUGGUCCAAUGGCACCAAAUUCAACUCCUCGCUCUUCAUACGAGGCGGAGGCGAUUGUGCUUAUGUGGACAGCGAGGGGAUUGCCUCUUCCAGCUGCUCUGGACAGUUGCGCUGGGUCUGCUGCAGGCCAGAGGGAAGGCCAAAGCCAUAGGUCCUGUCCGCUAUUUGAAGGGGCAAGAAAUAAUGGACUCUUCAGGCAAAAAACGGAGCUGGGAACCCUAGCUGGUAGAGGGAAGUGUCCUGAAGAGGAUGCCGAGGUCAAAGAGAAACAUGGGGAAACACCAGCUAGAGCAGCCUUUCUUAAACUGUGUCCUGUGGCACACCGGUGUGCUAUGAAUCAGAGAUGUGCUGCUGAAAAUAGAAUUAAAAAUGGUCAGCCUUAAAGGGACAGGCGACUCCCCCCCCCAUCCCCAAUAAUUUUCCCCCUGACUAUUUUUUGUCUUCCUUUUUUUCCCUCUUUUUUCUCAAUAACUUUUUCCUGGCCUCUUUUCUUUUUCUUUGGCUCAACAAAAACUCCUUGGCGUUCCUCAUUUUAAAAAAAUUGUUUGGUGUUCCUCCGUCUUCAAAAGUUUAAGAAACACUGAGCUAGAAAGAGGCGUCCAGGGAGUCAACAAGCUAAUUCCCAGGACAGGCGGCUGGAGACGCCGUGGUGGUGAGUCUGCCUCGUGACAGUGCUAUUAGACUAUUUCGGCUGCGUCUAGAUUGGCAUGAUUUUCCAGAAAUGCU
This is a messenger RNA of Pelodiscus sinensis (Chinese soft-shelled turtle), 1740 nucleotides long. Lineage: Eukaryota; Metazoa; Chordata; Testudines; Trionychidae. The record is from RefSeq and is a predicted model, not a curated record.